Messenger RNA from Caretta caretta (loggerhead turtle), 2385 nucleotides. RefSeq names its product signal recognition particle subunit SRP54. Gene Ontology annotation, cellular component: cytosol; signal recognition particle, endoplasmic reticulum targeting. The record is from RefSeq and is a predicted model, not a curated record. Lineage: Eukaryota; Metazoa; Chordata; Testudines; Cheloniidae. Gene Ontology annotation, biological process: SRP-dependent cotranslational protein targeting to membrane, translocation; SRP-dependent cotranslational protein targeting to membrane. Gene Ontology annotation, molecular function: 7S RNA binding; GTPase activity; endoplasmic reticulum signal sequence receptor activity.
GGCGGCCGGGCUGGGAGUCCUGGACACGGGCCCGUUCUCAUCCCCGAGCGCAGGUUCCCUCUGCGGUACCUCUCCCCGGCGCAGCCCGGCUGUCGGCCUCUCACCGCGCUCCCGGCGGCAGGGCCCUGCCGGUGAGCUCCCGUCUGGCCCGCGGUCACCGGCCGGGUCUGCCCCUGUCCCGCACUCUCCAGCCGGGGAAAGUCUCAAGCCGAGACUGAGGCGGGGUGUCGCCUGCCUGGCAGCCUGCGCAGAUUCGAAGGAAGACACACAUCGUUCCGGCCACCAGCCUGUCCCUGGUUCCGGCCCAUCCCCGUAGCUCUCGGGCCGCGCUCUCGUUCUUAAGCGGUCCGGUUUCUGCUCUAAAGAUCCACACAGAGUGGGGCGGGUGGGUGUCUGGUCUCCGCUUCUAGCAAAAAUCCGGACCGUCACCUGUUUGUAACGGCAGAUUGUUGUGUGAGAUUUCUCUGAAGCCGCCAAAAUGGUGUUAGCAGACCUUGGAAGAAAAAUAACCUCAGCAUUGCGCUCGCUGAGCAACGCUACAAUUAUCAAUGAAGAGGUUUUAAAUGCUAUGUUAAAAGAAGUAUGUACGGCACUACUGGAAGCUGAUGUUAACAUUAAAUUAGUGAAACAGCUGAGAGAAAAUGUCAAGUCUGCUAUUGAUCUUGAAGAGAUGGCAUCUGGUCUUAACAAAAGGAAAAUGAUUCAGCAUGCUGUCUUUAAAGAACUUGUCAAGCUUGUAGAUCCUGGAGUCAAAGCCUGGACACCAACUAAAGGAAAACAGAACAUUAUAAUGUUUGUUGGGCUGCAGGGAAGUGGUAAAACCACAACAUGUUCAAAGUUAGCCUACUAUUACCAGAGGAAAGGUUGGAAGACAUGUUUGAUAUGUGCAGACACAUACAGAGCAGGUGCUUUUGACCAGCUAAAACAGAAUGCAACAAAAGCAAGAAUUCCAUUUUAUGGGAGUUACACAGAAAUGGAUCCUGUGAUUAUUGCCUCAGAAGGUGUUGAGAAAUUUAAAAAUGAAAACUUUGAGAUAAUCAUUGUUGAUACAAGUGGGCGUCACAAACAGGAAGACUCUUUGUUUGAAGAAAUGUUACAAGUUGCCAAUGCUAUACAACCAGAUAACAUUGUUUACGUUAUGGAUGCCUCCAUUGGUCAAGCUUGUGAAGCUCAGGCGAAGGCUUUCAAAGAUAAAGUAGAUGUAGCCUCUGUUAUUGUGACAAAACUUGAUGGCCAUGCAAAAGGAGGUGGCGCUCUCAGUGCAGUUGCUGCCACAAAAAGUCCUAUCAUUUUUAUUGGUACUGGAGAGCACAUAGAUGACUUUGAACCAUUCAAAACACAGCCUUUCAUCAGCAAGCUCCUUGGUAUGGGUGAUAUUGAAGGAUUGAUAGAUAAAGUAAACGAAUUAAAGUUGGAUGAUAACGAGGCACUCAUAGAGAAGCUGAAACAUGGUCAGUUUACAUUGAGAGAUAUGUAUGAACAAUUCCAAAACAUCAUGAAAAUGGGACCCUUCAGUCAGAUCUUGGGUAUGAUCCCUGGUUUUGGAACAGAUUUUAUGAGUAAAGGCAAUGAACAGGAAUCAAUGGCAAGGCUAAAGAAAUUGAUGACUAUAAUGGACAGUAUGAAUGAUCAAGAACUAGAUAGUACAGAUGGUGCAAAGGUUUUCAGUAAACAACCAGGAAGAAUCCAAAGAGUAGCAAGAGGUUCGGGUGUUUCUACCAGAGAUGUACAGGAGCUUUUGACACAGUACACAAAGUUUGCACAGAUGGUGAAAAAGAUGGGAGGCAUCAAGGGUCUUUUCAAAGGAGGUGACAUGUCAAAGAAUGUAAAUCCAUCUCAAAUGGCAAAACUGAACCAACAGAUGGCAAAGAUGAUGGAUCCAAGAGUUCUUCAUCACAUGGGUGGGAUGGCAGGAUUGCAGUCAAUGAUGAGACAGUUUCAACAAGGUGCUGCUGGAAACAUGAAAGGCAUGAUGGGAUUCAAUAAUAUGUAAAGAAGCCUUAAUAAAAACUGACUUGGCUGAGGACUUUUGCUGUGACUUCUGUAAAAGGAUUUGAUUUCUUCCUUUUUACAGUGAGAGAGGAGUGUCGAUGGGGGGUGAAGGAAGUGACCUUUUGAAACUUCUAUUUGGGCUUCUCAAGAAGAUUCUAAAUUGAUUUCUGGAAAACAGUUAUAUUUUUGCUUAGUUCCUUCCCAUCAAAAGAUGUUCUUAAGUUUAAUAAAUAAAAAUCAUGAUGUAAAAUUUUAAUAUGUAGAGACACUUUUUAAUUGUUUGCAUUAAAUGGCAGCCAUUAUAUUUGUAAACAAGCCAGAUAUUUGGUUAAUAGUAACAUAAAAUGUCCCAAGAAAUACGUUGUAAAAUAAACUUAAAUGGUUGUAAAUGAA